UACACGGGGACCGAGGGGUCCGGCUGAGUCACCUCCAGCGUCUCGAAUCCACGCUUGAGCUCCGCCGCCGCCGCUUCUGCCGCCUCGAUCUCAUCGUCCGCCAUGGCGAUUCGCAGAGUCUCCGUUCCUGUCGUUCUCGAGAAUAUGCUUAACAAUUCUUCCGGGGCGGAACGACUGAACCAGCAUGAACUUGCCACAUGACACCAGCUCAGGAAGUUUGGUGCCUCCGCCCAAGCAAACCAAUUUGAAGACCAACAGAACUCAAACUCAUCGGUUUCAGGUAGCAUAAUCUCGUUCAUGGUUUAUCUUGCUCCACUUCCAACAUUCUACCGUGUGUAUAGAAUGAGAUCAACGGAGGGGUUUCAGUCAGUUCCAUAUGUGGUUGCCUUGUUCAGUGCCAUGCUGUGGAUUUACUAUGCUAUCGUAAAAACUGACGCAACACUUCUCAUCACCAUUAAUGCAUUUGGGUGCUUCAUUGAGACAUUUUACACUGCAAUAUACCUCAUAUAUGCUCCCAGAGCCAUGAGGGUCUCCACUUUGCUAAUCAUCUUCUUAUUAAAUGUGGUUUCAUUCGGUUCAAUCAUCUUAAUAACACAACUUGCUUUUCACGGCUCCGAGCGAGUAAAAGUUAUAGGUUGGAUCUGUGUGGGAUUCUCCAUUAGCGUCUUUGCUGCACCCCUGAGCAUCAUGAGGCUUGUCGUGCGGACUAGGAGCGUGGAGUACAUGCCGUUCUACCUCUCACUAUUCCUCACAAUUAGUGCUCUCGCUUGGUUUGCUUAUGGCCUCCUCAUUCGUGACUUAUACGUCUUGCUUCCAAACAUUUUGGGACUCAUUUUUGGCGCAACACAGAUGGUGUUGUAUGUGAUCGUCUCCACCAGGCAAUUGCCCACUCUGGACCCAACCAUGCCGGAGCAUGUGAUUGCCAUCACAGUUGUUCCUCUUAAUUCCACUCUUGGCAUUGAACCGAACCAAUUCGAAAACCGAUUCGAAAUGAUUGAAUGCAAUCAUGAGAACAGUUGCUCAGAAGAUAAGGCAAAUCAUGAUGACACAGGAAAAGCGGCGACUGAGGAUAUAUCUUCAGGGAUGAAUGGAGGAGCUCAGUUUGAGAGCUUGAUAUCAUAAGUAUCAUGCAAUUAUAUGGUCUUUUAUUCAUGUUUAUUAGGAAGAAUUUAAUCCGGAUUGGAAUUUGGAAGGGGGCCAUUGGUUGAAGUAACCAAAUUUUUAGUUAUGUUAUAAUUAUAAAAAUCAAGCUCUUAUAUUUUCCUUAA
Molecule: messenger RNA, 1268 nt
Organism: Zingiber officinale
Lineage: Eukaryota; Viridiplantae; Streptophyta; Magnoliopsida; Zingiberales; Zingiberaceae
Product: bidirectional sugar transporter SWEET14-like
Exons: 7
Coding region: 298-1122 (274 amino acids)
Biological process (GO): carbohydrate transport
Cellular component (GO): membrane
Molecular function (GO): sugar transmembrane transporter activity
Source: RefSeq, a predicted model, not a curated record